UUCAAGUACGUAUUCGGUUUAUUUUUAAGCAAUUUAUGUUUCUUUUGUUAUGUUACUGUGAGAGCCUAGCAACAAGUCUCAUAUUGUUGCUUCAAGAUUGAAUACCGGGACUGGGGCCCAAAUGAGAGUAGAGGUAGAAAAACGAGGGCUAUGUGAUAUACAUAAGAAAUACCAUCACAACCACCAAAAAAAUGGACAUAAAAGAAAUACCUCUCACGAAAUCGUUGGCGAUAUCAACGAAUUUCACUAACGGGAAGCGAAAAGACGACCAUCUUGACCGAAACUUUAUGGAACUGUACCAGGAGAUGAUGAAAAUGACCAGGGUUGUUGAUGAAACAUUAGGAUCUGAGGAAGAGAAGAGACUGAAAAGAAUUAUUGGAGAAGACAACGUUAUGAUGAUCAAAGAAGGUGGUCUGGCAAGACGCCGUGGGUUGUUGUUACGCUCCACGUCACAGCAGAGACGUCAUCAGAACAGGGCUCUGCGGAGAGAGAAACUCAAUGGACAAAGCUUGAGGAACCACCUCCAGCAUAUUAAGAAAACUGCUUAGAAGCAAAGAAAAAAUAUAAUAAGACUUGUUGCCGUGUAACCAGCACAUAGGAAUGGGAUUAACGAAGUAACUUCUAUGAUUUUUUUA
This is a messenger RNA of Amyelois transitella, 635 nucleotides long. RefSeq lists its product as uncharacterized. Lineage: Eukaryota; Metazoa; Arthropoda; Insecta; Lepidoptera; Pyralidae. The record is from RefSeq and is a predicted model, not a curated record. The coding region runs from base 192 to 548 and encodes 118 amino acids. The transcript has 3 exons.